GCUAGAAAUAAUUAACAAUGUUUUUCGCUCAAUAAGUUUUUUGGUGCCUGAAUGUUUGAUCUAAGGGCAAAAUCAUGUAAUAUCCAGUAUCCUUCCACACACAGAGUUACAGUAACUGUCAGUGUAUUCCCGGUGUGGCCACAGCCAAGCCUGGCCCUUGUGCCAACAGCUGCCCUCACUAUCUCCUGCCUGUGAUGCUCCUUAUAUCUCUGGCUGGAUUUAUAGCCAGCUUAACACACAACCCCAUCUACAUGAUGGUGCUCAGGUCAGUACCUUCAGAAGAGAAGUCCUUCGCAAUCGGCGUACAGUUUCUGCUUCUGAGGGUUCUGACCUGGCUGCCAGCUCUGGCUCUAUUUGGGAUGACCAUAGAUUCCACGUGUAUCUGGUGGAAAAUUGCUUGUGAGAAAAGCAAGGAUGUGGUUACUAUGACAACAACCUCCUUAGAAACAGGUAUCUAGGACUGCAGGUGGGCUUUAAGACGGUAGGCAUUGCGCUCCUGGCAUUUAUUGGCUGGAAAAUGCAGCGGACCAGAGAGUACAGCUUAGAGAACAAGCCAGAGGGACCCCUGUGAUGCCUCGACUCUGCUUAGCCCAUCGCAGCUCACUUUUGAGAGCCCUCUCAGUGAAUUGAGCCCCUGGAUAUUUCUCGUCAGAAACCCCUCCUCCUUUCAACAUCUGGCUGGAAAUGCGAUGAAUUCAGUUUGGACUUUUCUCAAGUUGUGCACUAACUUCUUGGGUAUUUAUUUCCACCUGCGGAGCAAUAACUGGACAGAUUCAGGGAUUUUCCAACUUCACACAGUUUUUCUGGUAUUAAUAAUUAACUACGUAUAGCACUAUAAACAGUUUAUCAUACUUUAUAGCCACGGCUCUCGUCAACGGACGGUGGCGUCUUUGGAGAGGUCACAGAACUUGUGACAGAAAUGUCUGUAUGUUGUCCUUAAGAUUUGGUUAAUACGCAAUUUGAUGAUUCAUUUCUUUUCUUUUUUUGGUGUAUGUGUAUUUGAAGACUAUGUGAAGGAUGCGGGGCGCUCUUUAUACCCAAAUGCACACAGAUACACACGAGUGUGUCGAAUAUCAAGCUGUGUGUGAGUUGAGGCGUGUGUAGCUUCAAAUAAUUAUUGUAGCCAUGUAGUAGAUUUCAAAUUAUACUUUCAAAUGUGAAGACAUUUUGAAAAUAAGCAUCAAAAGUUUGUACAAUAUAUUUUUAUACCUGAUAAUGCUGUUUUAUUAUACACUUUGUGCUUGUUUUUAAUUUUUUAAUUUUUUUUUGCUCUUAAAACAAAUGACAACAUGCUUUUAUAAUUGCUGCUUGGAGUAAUGAAUCGUGACUUUCUAAGUCUUUAUUAUUCAAUAUGUAACAUAUAUUUACCAAUGUGUAACUUAUUUCAAAUAUAAAAUUUGUUCACAAUU
Puntigrus tetrazona (Sumatra barb) is the source of this 1409-nucleotide messenger RNA. Its product is annotated as solute carrier organic anion transporter family member 2A1-like. The record is from RefSeq and is a predicted model, not a curated record. NCBI's taxonomy places the organism in Eukaryota, Metazoa, Chordata, Actinopteri, Cypriniformes, Cyprinidae. Gene Ontology annotation, cellular component: membrane. The transcript is spliced from 4 exons. The coding region runs from base 195 to 458 and encodes 87 amino acids. Gene Ontology annotation, molecular function: prostaglandin transmembrane transporter activity. Gene Ontology annotation, biological process: sodium-independent organic anion transport; transmembrane transport; prostaglandin transport.